UUAUAACAAAAAAUGCAAAAUAUCAAAUAAUGGAUGUAGACCAUUUGCUUCAAGAAAAGACAGUACACUCGCAGCCAAUAUUAUUGGAGGUUUACGUGAAACACUUGAAGUUUUUCGGCAAGUGGAAUUGAAAUCCUUAGAAUUGGAUCCUAAGUACAAUGCUGCUGAUCAGUACUUUAAAGAAAAUAUUAAUAAUUCUGAUUCUAAAGUCGCUGAGGCUGAAAAAACUAUUUAUUCUAAUGUUCAAAAUUACAACGCUAGAACUAGUGAGCUUAGAUGGCUAGUUUGUGCCAUUGCAAAUAAAAAAAUUAACUUCUUUGAUUAUGAUGAAUUCAUUGGUAAAGAAAAUAUGAAUGGAAAAAUAGUCGCUUUCAAAAGUUUAAAACUUGAUAUAGAAGAAAAGGAGAUCCUUUUGGAA
Racocetra fulgida is the source of this 418-nucleotide messenger RNA. NCBI's taxonomy places the organism in Eukaryota, Fungi, Glomeromycota, Glomeromycetes, Diversisporales, Gigasporaceae. The record is from the annotation of a GenBank genome assembly.